Messenger RNA from Amphimedon queenslandica, 939 nucleotides. Its product is annotated as syntaxin-6-like. The transcript has 8 exons. The coding region runs from base 108 to 863 and encodes 251 amino acids. Gene Ontology annotation, biological process: Golgi vesicle transport. Gene Ontology annotation, cellular component: membrane. The record is from RefSeq and is a predicted model, not a curated record. NCBI's taxonomy places the organism in Eukaryota, Metazoa, Porifera, Demospongiae, Haplosclerida, Niphatidae.
CAAAUCAAAGGGCGAGUUGUAUAAAACACUCUCCCUCCCUCUCUCCCUCUUUAACUGGGGCUGGUUUAAGACUAGGAAGAGGCCUAACAUCACUCGGGAAACCUACAAUGUCACUAGAAGAUCCUUUUUACACCGUCAGAGACGACGUGAGAGAGUCUCUCAAUAACGCCCAGGAUUUGUACAGUCGCUGGUGCAUGCUACUAGAGGACCAGAGCGACUUAGAGAAGACACAAGGAGUGUCAACCGACCUAAGAUCAUGUAUCAAGAGCAUUGAAUGGGAUCUACAAGACCUGGACGAGACAAUAAGUGUCGUAGAAGCAAAUCCCCAGAAGUUUAGAGUGAGCACUGGUGAGAUAGAAACUCGUAAACAAUUCAUCCGAGACACAAGACAAGUGAUAAACAAAAUGAAAAGUCACAUGAGCAGUGAUCAAGCACAAAACAUGUUGGAGAACAUGAAGAGACAACAACUGUUAAGUUCUAGUCACGCUCAAAAAAAGAAACAUGGUCGCUACCAAAGACUAGACGAUGAACUUGAGCGCUCAAAUCAAGACUUUAUAGACCAACAGAGACACCAGCAACAAAUGCUAAUGGUCGAACAAGACAAGCAGGUGGAUAAAGUCUCGAACACUAUUGUCGUCUUGCACCAGAUGGGGGAGGAUAUUGGGAUAGAGUUAGACGAACAGAAUAAAAUGAUAGACGAGAUUGAUGAGGACAUGCAAAGAACAGAAACUAGACUCACGUCUUUAACGAAACGUGUUAAUACGGCCAUUAGGAAAUCAAGCGAUCGGUGUCAACUUAUUUGUAUCGUCGUGUUAAUAAUUGUCAUUGUACUGAUUGUCGUGAUGUUCUUUGUUCCUUUUUAAUCAAAACUUAAUCCUCUCUUUCUCUCAUCUUGUACUUCACUUUCUCUUGAAUCUCUUCCUUUAAUGUGCUAUUCAA